Messenger RNA from Cylindrotheca closterium, 867 nucleotides. Lineage: Eukaryota; Bacillariophyta; Bacillariophyceae; Bacillariales; Bacillariaceae. The record is from the annotation of a GenBank genome assembly.
AUGCCUUAUCACGAUAAUUCUAUGGUCCCAAGAGAUGUAUGUUUUGUGGACGGUGACUCUAUUUCUGUUGGUUCCUUGACUGCAGCUUCAUUGACAUACUCGGAAGACGAAGUUGUUUUGAGUCCACCCAAACGAUGGAACUGUGAUGCUGGCUUGGAACCAAAAACAAGGCAAAGGAAUCACAACGUAUUCAAACCUCCGGCUGUUCUCCCAGUCAGCCAUGGUCCCUUUCGAGACCCAGAAUUUUUUCCACCAUUUGCUUCGAUGAAGUCGCAACUGACGGCUGUGGAAAGUUGUGAUGAUGAUGACGAAGCUGAAAAUGACUCUGAUGCGAAGCGAAGAUUCACUUGCAAUGUAUUCGGAAGCAACAGAAUUUCGACACAUGCUCGGAUGGAGAUGUUUCGACAUCAAAUUUCAAAACCAUUUCGCGUGUUGCCAUUUCCAAGUGCCCCACGAAUUGACACAAGUUGCAUGGGAAAGAGUAUACUUCAAUCUGUAGCGAACCAGGUACAGAAUACAAGCGCAUUGGACUGCAACAAGUCUCGAAAGCUUGUACGACAAGGGCCGAAAGAAAAUGGCUGCGAACCCGACAAAAUUUUCCGCUUUGGUAUUUCUAACCACGAAGGGUACCCCUCUGACGAGGAAAUGGAUCGAAGAGAACCAAUUCAAUCUACGAAAGACACGCCAUUAGGGGGAAAACUUGAUCGUUUGAACACUACAUCGCCAUUGAGCAAUCAAUCCUUCGACUUUUCAAUGGACAAAGCGGAGUUGUCACUGUCCAAUGACACCCAUUGGUUAUCACUAGUGGCGACGGAUGAAAGCAGCGUUGAAGAGUGCGGAGUAGAGCUGAAGCUUGAGCUUGAUUAG